GCGUCUGCGCUUGCGCCAUUUCCGCCAGCCCCGAGGGCCGCCUCCCUUCCCGCCUCCCCCCUCGGAGCGUCCCAAGCCCAGGCCUCGGCCCACCGCUCCGAGGGUCCUGGGGGCGGGGAGCAGGUCCGAUGAGCGGCCCCUCCCCGCAGGCCCCCGAGGAAGGAUCCUCUACGUCUGUCUGCCGGCCCAAGAGUUCCAUGGCCUCUGCUUCCCGCCGGCAACGCCGAGAGCGACGCUUCCGGCGGUACUUGUCUGCAGGACGGCUGGUGCGAGCCCAGGCUCUCCUCCAGCGGCAUCCCGGCCUCGAUGUGGAUGCCGGGCAGCCCCCUCCUCUCCACAGGGCCUGUGCCCGCCACGAUGCCCCGGCCCUGUGCCUGCUGCUGCGUCUCGGGGCUGACCCUGCCCACCAGGACCGCCAUGGCGACACGGCGCUGCACGCUGCCGCCCGCCAGGGCCCUGAUGCUUACACGGACUUCUUCCUGCCACUGCUCAGUCGCUGCCCCUCUGCCAUGGGGAUAAAGAAUAAGGAUGGGGAGACUCCUGGGCAGAUUCUGGGCUGGGGACCCCCCUGGGAUUCUGCUGAAGAGGAAGAGGAUGAUGAGAUCUCCAAGGAGCGAGAGUGGCGGCAGAAGCUGCAGGGCGAGCUGGAGGAUGAGUGGCAGGAGGUCAUCGGGAGGUUUGAAGAUGAUGCUUCUCAUGAGACGCAGGAGCCCGAGUCCUUCUCAGCCUGGUCAGAUCGCCUGGCUCGAGAGCACGCCCAGAAACGGCGGCAGCAGUUGGGGGCAGAGAGAUCCUGCCGACCCCCAAGGGCUGGGGGCUCCAGUCACAGCUGGCGUCAGCAAGAGGAGGAACAGCGGCUUUUCCGAGAGCGAGCCCGGGCCAAGGAGGAGGAACUGCGUGAGAGCCGAGCCAGAAGGGCUCAAGAGGCUCAAAGGGACAGAGGGACAGAGCCUCCCAGGCCUGGGCCCAGGGCCGAGCACCCACGAGGGGCAGGGCGGGGCAGCCUCUGGCGCUUUGGUGAUGUGCCCUGGCCCUGCCCUGGUGGAGGGGACCCAGAGGCCAUGGCUGCAGCCUUGGUGGCCAGGGGUCCCCCUCUGGAGGAACAGGGGGCUCUGAGGAGGUACUUGAGAGUCCAGCAGGUCCGAUGGCACCCUGACCGCUUCCUGCAGCGAUUCCGAAGCCAGAUUGAGACCUGUGAGCUGGGCCGUGUGAUGGGAGCCGUGACAGCCCUCUCUCAGGCCCUGAACCGCCAUGCAGAAGCCCUCAAGUGACCCUAGGGGAUGAGCAAGAACCUGUGAGACUGUAGCCUCGAGGACAGGCAGGAAGAGGCGCAAGGUCAUGGAUGGGGAUGGACAAGAGGCCGCUACUGCACAGAGAGGAUAUGGGGCAGGCUCACGUAAUGGAUGCGGGGGUGGGGGGAGGGAGGCUCUACCACCACCGCUCUUGACUGCCAUUUCCUAAUAAGACCUGGUUCCACAUCUCA
Messenger RNA from Peromyscus eremicus (cactus mouse), 1483 nucleotides. It is a transcript of the gene Nfkbil1, whose product is annotated as NFKB inhibitor like 1. The record is from RefSeq and is a predicted model, not a curated record. Gene Ontology annotation, biological process: negative regulation of toll-like receptor signaling pathway; canonical NF-kappaB signal transduction. The coding region runs from base 129 to 1271 and encodes 380 amino acids. NCBI's taxonomy places the organism in Eukaryota, Metazoa, Chordata, Mammalia, Rodentia, Cricetidae. The transcript is spliced from 4 exons. Gene Ontology annotation, molecular function: protein binding. Gene Ontology annotation, cellular component: nucleus.